This is a messenger RNA of Microsporum canis CBS 113480, 867 nucleotides long. RefSeq names its product presequence translocated-associated motor subunit pam17. Gene Ontology annotation, cellular component: PAM complex, Tim23 associated import motor. Gene Ontology annotation, biological process: protein import into mitochondrial matrix. Lineage: Eukaryota; Fungi; Ascomycota; Eurotiomycetes; Onygenales; Arthrodermataceae. The transcript has 2 exons. The coding region runs from base 1 to 867 and encodes 288 amino acids. The record is from RefSeq and is a predicted model, not a curated record.
AUGAGCCAUCUCACAGCCAUGAAUACUCCAAUCCGUGCUUCUGUCCUCAGCGGCAGGCUCUCCAGCGCCUGGUCGCCGCUGGCCACCGGUACCAGUUCGUCAAUGUCAGUGCCGGGAUAUCACCAUCAGCCAUGCCGCCGGUCAGCAUUUUUGCCAACGCCGUUAAAACAUCAGCCCAAACGAGCUGCAAGCAGUGCUACACCAUGCAAAUCACCAAUGCGUCCUUUUACUCAAUCAUCAGCAAUAUGCAGAGGAAUUACCAGCCCGUCCUCCGUAUCAGUCCCCGCCCUUUUAUCCAUUAUCCGACACUCUUCCCCUAGUUCACGACGUAACUCGUCUACUUCUACCCAAGCUGCCCCGUCCAGCAGCAAUUCCGCCAGCACUACUACAAACUCCGCUGAUACCCCUGUAAAGCUGGAUUGGAACUCAUUUUUCCAGCUCCGCGCCUCUCGCCGGAAAUACUCUCUCAUUUCUUCUAUUCUCGCUGCAUUCACGACCACUGCAGCUGGAGGCCAGAUCCUAGCUACGCAAAACCUGGAGAGUCUUGGAGCACAGAUUAUGGGCUUUGACCCACUGAUUGUGCUUGGAUUAGCCACUGCUGCUUCCGGAGCAUUAGGCUGGUUAGCUGGUCCAUUCUUAGGCAACGGGCUAUGGGGGUUGGUGUACCGGAAGUAUAAGAGUGCCGUCACUAUUAAAGAGAAAGAAUUCUAUAACAGAAUAAAACGCUUCCGCGUUGACCCCUCUGCCAAUUCGUUUGCUAACCCGGUGCCAGACUAUUACGGCGAGAAAAUUGGCAGUGUUCAAGGCUACCGACAGUGGCUGAAAGAUCAGCGGGCAUAUAAUCGUAAAAAGCGGAAUUUUGUCUAG